Fonsecaea erecta is the source of this 1173-nucleotide messenger RNA. RefSeq lists its product as hypothetical. The record is from RefSeq and is a predicted model, not a curated record. Lineage: Eukaryota; Fungi; Ascomycota; Eurotiomycetes; Chaetothyriales; Herpotrichiellaceae. The transcript has a single exon. The coding region runs from base 1 to 1173 and encodes 390 amino acids. Gene Ontology annotation, molecular function: hydrolase activity.
AUGGCGACGUCGAGACCGCCAGAGAGGAAGAUGAUCCCAACACGGAUCCUCAUCGUCUCAGACACACACGCCCACCUGCCCUUGGGCGCAAACGAAGGCUCUCCGGUCCCGUUCCGCCGCCCUCUACCUGAGGCCGACGUGCUCAUCCACUGUGGCGACCUGACGAUGAACGGCGAGUUUUCGCAGCACGAAAGGGCCGUGGACCUCCUCACCUCCGCCACCACGGCUAGCUUGAAGAUUGUCAUCCCGGGGAACCACGAUCUCACGCUCGACAGGGACUACUACCGCCGGUUUCCCACCUUACACACCACCUACGGCCCGUACCCGGACGCCACGCUGGACCGCAUCCGCGCGCUGUACACCGGUCCCCGAGCCCGGGACGCGGGGAUUCACUACCUCGAGGAGGGCGUCGCGCGGUUCACGCUGCGCAACGGCGCCCGUCUGGCCGUCUACGCUAGCGCGUACCAGCCCGAAUUCUGUAACUGGGCGUUUGGGUAUCCGCGGAGUGUCGACCGAUUCAAUCACAAUCCCCGACCAGGAGGGGGUGGAACAGGGCCUGAAUGUCCGGUCCCGGACCACGGUGAGAUCGAUAUCAUGGUCACGCACGGUCCGCCCCAUGGCAUCUUGGACCGGGUCUGGCGAGGCGGCGUCGCAGGGGAAGGUGUGGGAUGUGACCACCUCCGCAGGGCGGUCGAGCGCUGUCGCCCCCGGAUCCAUUGCUUCGGGCACAUCCACGAAGCAUGGGGCGCGGUGUGGAAGAGGUGGGACAGCGACGUUGGGACACCUGCACUGCCGCCGCAGGGACGUGAUAUAACAAUGGGUGACGACAAAGCACCGUCGUCGCUGGCUGGGGUAGGAGAGCCAAACCCGCCGUACCACCCUGUGCACAACCCGAACAGCUACUACAUGUAUCCCGACACCGACACCAGCAAGGACACGAAGCAGAACCACAGCAACCAGGCAUUGCGCCCCGGCGAAACGCUCCUCCAGCCCGGCCCCUAUUACGAGGACCAGGUCCGGCGGCGGUGCGCGACCGUCGACGCGCGCGGGCUCGAGUUCGGCAGGGAAACGCUGUUCGUGAACGCGAGCAUCAUGAAUCUCAGGUACAGACCGGCCAAUGCGCCGUGGCUGGUGGAUGUGAUGUUGCCGGAGGACGCUGCUGCGGCGGGGUAG